AACUCAAGCAUUGAAUGUUUUGUACUGAAUUCAUUCAAGGUUUUAUUAGUUGAUUUCUCACUUAGGUUAGUAGGCUCAGCUUGCUUUUAAUUUCACUGAGCCUCAGUUAUUCAAAACAAAAGGAGCCUGGGAUGAUGAUGAUGAUGUGUGUGUGAAUGAGGACUAAUCUCACACAGGCUUUGUACAUUCUUCACAUUGCAAACCCGUCAACAAAAGGAGGAAGAAGAUCUGAAGGGAAUGAGUGGGUUUUGUGGGUUUACGGGAUGGAGAAUUUCUCUACAUAAACAGGGAGGUUUGGACUGGAAAUCUGCUAAGAAAAACGUUACAGCUGACCACAAGGCAGUAAAUCCACAGACUGGAAGGAGGGAAAGGGAAACAGUGUGUGUGGCAGCGUUUGUGGAUUAGAUGGGAAACAAGUGCGGAGCGGGACCAUGCAGGGGGGCGGCUGGCGCGGUUUGCUCGGGGCUCAGAGUGGAUAGCACUCGCAAAGCGCGGGGACAGCGCGGAGCACGGAGCUAGGGCUCCGCGCGCCUCUGCCUGCCCUGCGCUCCGCCCUGAGCGCCCCGCGCGCGCUGCCUGCUGCACCCCUUCUCCGUGCGCUCCUGCCUGCGCUCGGUUCCCUGGGCGCCUGCAGCCCCGACACGUCGGCGGUGACUCAGCUUUCGCCGUGCUGGGACCACACAGCUUGGAGGCGGACAGGGACCCCAGGACCGCGCCAUCGCGUCAAAGCAGGAUGUUCUGGAAAAUUUCCAUGUCCUUGCUCCUCGUGGCUGCACUGGGGAAGCUGGAGGAAAUUCAGGGGGCCCGGCCGGCAGGAGCCAUCCCAUCGCCUCGCAAGGAUAGAGGCACCAACAACUCACAGAAUUGGCAGCACAUCAGGGAGGUGCUUUCCUCCAGCCAGGAGGCGCUGGUGGUGACAGAGCGCAGGUACCUGCGGAGGGACUGGUGCAAGACGCAGCGGCUGAGGCAGACAGUGCGCGAGGAAGGCUGCCACAGCCGCACGGUGCUCAACCACUUCUGCUAUGGCCAGUGCAACUCCUUCUACAUCCCGCGGCCGGGGGGCGAGGGCGAGGGCUCGGGCUCCUUCCAGUCCUGCGCCUUCUGCCGGCCCCAGCGCGCCGCGGCGCUGCUCGUGGAGCUCCAGUGCCCCAGCCGCGACCCGCCCGUCCGCCUGCGGAAGAUUCAGAAGGUGAAGCAGUGCCGGUGCAUGUCUGUGAACCUGGGCGCGGACGAGUCGUGAGCUCGGGCAGGAUUCACAGCGCGCCUGCGUCCCCGUCCAUCCCCGUCCCCACGCGCCCCGAGUCCCCCGUGGCAGGCAUGUGUCCCGUGCCCAAGGCGUCCUUGUCACAGCCCAGCAGCCUGCGGGGCCUUGCGGCUGUGCCCCUGACCCACCUGGGCGCUGCACCUCCGGAGCCAGGAUGUGAGGCGCUCAAGAAGGUGCUGGAAAACCCCCGCCGUCGGCAAGAACCUUCCGGGAGACGCAGUCGGUCCAGUGUCGCUGUUCCACAGAAUGAGGAAGCGGAUCUCUCCCUGGUCUGGCCCGAUGGAGUCAAGGGCACUUCUUCAAUCCUCUCCGGGGCUGCUCACUGGCCUCACUGAGAGCGUCCCCUCCGGUGAGCCCAGGCUUCCCUCUGAGGCUGGGGUGCACGUCUGGCCAAAAGCCCAUGGACAGGGAGGUCCUCCUGACAAACUCGAUACCAAGGAGAUGACUUGAGCCCCUUGGAUCAUGAAGCGGAACUCCCUGGGGACUUGUUCACAGCAGCCACCACCGCCUCCUUCUCCUUAGUCCCACUCAGUUUGUGGACUGAAGAUGAAUUUGGGUGUGCACGCUUUUACUGCUGCAGUUACAACAUUAUCACGCACAAAGGUCUCCAUGUGGACACUGGUUUUUAUAGUGACCUACAUCGUAAUAGGUUGUUAAAAAUAUUAUAGACCUACCCAUGUAUUGUUCCAAGUGUUUUGAUUCUGGCUUUCAGCUCCACUCUAAGGACUGGAGUAGGUGAUGAUCUGCCCAGAGGUGUUUUGCUCAGAAAUAAUGAUUCUUAGAUUUGGCGGGGGGAUGGGAGGAGUAAUGAUUUUACAUUGAAUAAUAAUUUUCACUGAAAGUACUAAAGCAUUACCGCACAACGUAGGAAUUGGGUUGGGAUGGAUGGGUGCAGGGAAGGGGAUUCACUGGGAAGCUCAAAAACCCUUUAAUUUUUAAUGUGCUGAUGUGGAGUGAGAAGGUAUACUGUUUCACUGCCAUGACACCAAGCAAAAAAAAAAUUCUUGUUAGAGAAGUAACUAAAAAUAUGAGGAGUUGGGUUACUUUGUGGUAUAGGAGGAAAUAUAAGGUAUCAUAUAUUCCACAUAUGAUAUAGAAAUCUGAAUUAUCAUACAGAAAACUAGUUUCUUUUUCAAGGGAUGGACUUUGAAAAGGAUGAGCAAACAUUUGGUCACCUCUCGUUUUUACAAUGAAUUGUUAAGGUUUUCGUGUAUAGUCUCUUGAUAUAAGGAAACUAACAUAAUUUGUUUUCCUGCAAAAUUAUGCUUCCUUUGAGUCCCUUCGCUAAAUUCUCCCACAAAGUCUUCCGUGGGAGUGAUGUUUAUGGAAUCUGUUCCAUGUGAAUGAGAUGCCAUUGGUGAGAAUCAGCAUAUUCUGAAAAACUUUCACUGGUAAUUCCCAGCACUGAGUGUCAAGUGCUGCUGCCAAAGGAACUCAGAAAGGCCCCCUUCCAGGUGUUUGAGUCCCUCUACCAGCUGCUCUGGGAACUGAGGCUCCCUGACAUGAGACAGUGACAUGUUCACCUGAAGAGCAAGCAUUUGGAGGGGAGGACAUGUUGGUAAAUUCAUUUCCUGCCCCUGCAAUGCAGGUUUCAUUUCUGUCACUCCUAUAACUCCAGGAGACCUGAACAGAACAUGCUGCUGUAAAGGGGGUCUUGGCUUCAGAAAUGGUAUAGACAGCCCUAAAUCAGGAGGUGGAAACCAACAGAAAUCCUUGAGAGCUGGUACCCUGGGCUGGAGAGAGUGGAGAGGGUGUCAAAAUUCAGACUGAACUUUUUUUACAGUUAGUGGAAAACCUCAAGUCAGACUCAGUGGCAAAACAUGCGGCAGAAAAGCUGAGAUGGAUAGGGGGGCCACGUGAUUGUGAUGGAGGCCAGUGGAAGAGGGUGAGAGGAGAGUGAGAGGAAUCUCCAGCUGACUACAGAGCCAACCCUUGUCAUUUUAUUAACACAGAAGCCAAGCAGAAGUAAGCUGUGAACUUACAGAAUGCAAGCAUGAGCACACUCUCUUUGAACCCAGCUGUGGGUACAGCAAUGGGAGCAAUGAUACGCUGCAGGUGAUGUGAGGCUCCUUCCAGGGUUCUUGUAUAUACAAAGUUUACCCUAUAUGGGCUCAAAUUGUAUUUAAGUGUAUUUGUUGUUGUUUAUAAAUGAAAAAAAAAGCUAUAAGAAUAAUGUAAUUAUUUUAUAGGGAUACUAUUAAAUUAUAGAAAAAAUAAAGAUACUCUAGGAUUAUACACGAUCCUGGUGUGAUAUGCCAUAAAAAUGGAAUUCUGAACUUAUUGCAGUGGGCAUUGAAGGAGCACUGUGCAUUUAGGGUGCUUUCGCCCAGCCAUGAUGAGUUCAACCCCCAGCCUAUGUCAUACAAUCUCCUUUGGGGUUUGGCAUCUUCAAAGAGAAUCUGAAUCAGGCAUCCAAGGAGCAGAGGUGGUGGGGAUGGCUCUCAAUGCUGGUCUUGGGGAGUUUCCAAGUCUGUUAGAGAUCCCUCAGUAGCUGAAGACAGGAUUCUUAACCUAUUCUCACUGUGCUAUCUGAAUAACAAACGCUGAAUGAAGAAGUCUUGAGAAACUGCUGCGAAAAGACAUCUGUUAUAAACCUCAUCUUCCAUUUAGCAGCCAGUGCAUCACACUUGUCUCUUCAACAAGCCAGAACUUGUCCUGGGUUUUGUCCAUUUUCACAUUCACUUGUCCACUUUUACAUUCACAUUUCACAAGUUUCAACAUUUAAAUGCUUCUUAGUUUCACGGUGUCUCCAUUUUUUUAAUUGACUUAUCUGCCAUUCAAGAAUCACACUUAACAAUAAAAAAUAAAUUCUUUAAUAAAAUUUCAUGUGGUUGAUUGGCUGUAUGGAUUUCAAAGGAAUUCAGUUUAACUUCAUAAUAAACAAUUAAUCUUAGUUUGUUAAGUGGGACAGUAUACUCCACUCAAAUGGAAUAAGAUGUUCCAAUUCACUUGUUUCUGAAGUUGGCUCAUUGGUUUUUAAGCUAUAAAGUCAAAGAAAAUUAAUUUUUGCUGUUGAGUGAACAAUUGGAAUGUUUGUAUUUCUAGAAAGCUUACUUGAUGAUUGACCCAUCACCGCUGGUUAUUAAUGUCUGCAUGGGAGGUAACCAGUUAGACCAAAUCAUAAAUAAUACAAUUAAAACCCGCUGAGCAUCA
Vicugna pacos (alpaca) is the source of this 4417-nucleotide messenger RNA. RefSeq names its product gremlin 2, DAN family BMP antagonist (gene GREM2). Lineage: Eukaryota; Metazoa; Chordata; Mammalia; Artiodactyla; Camelidae. The record is from RefSeq and is a predicted model, not a curated record. Gene Ontology annotation, molecular function: receptor ligand activity; BMP binding. Gene Ontology annotation, biological process: animal organ morphogenesis.